Ziziphus jujuba (common jujube) is the source of this 3335-nucleotide messenger RNA. RefSeq names its product BTB/POZ domain and ankyrin repeat-containing protein NPR1. The coding region runs from base 1332 to 3086 and encodes 584 amino acids. Gene Ontology annotation, biological process: defense response to bacterium; regulation of salicylic acid mediated signaling pathway; systemic acquired resistance, salicylic acid mediated signaling pathway. The record is from RefSeq and is a predicted model, not a curated record. The transcript has 4 exons. Gene Ontology annotation, cellular component: nucleus. Lineage: Eukaryota; Viridiplantae; Streptophyta; Magnoliopsida; Rosales; Rhamnaceae. Gene Ontology annotation, molecular function: protein binding.
GUGGUUUCGGGCUCUUUCCCAUCAAUUUCCUACGAACCAAACACUAUUUUUUUAUUAUUAUUGUUAUUUAUUAUUUUGUAUUUUUCAUUAAAUUACGUCUACCUUUCACUUUCUCUCAAGAAAAGCUGACGCCAUCAACGACGUAAGCCGAGCCCAGCAGCGAUGGCUGAUGCCAUUCGCAUCGUCACCUAAACGACUUCAUCUCCCAAACGAAAACACAGACGCACCCUCCAAAUCUACUUCUCUCUCUCUCUCUCUCUCUCUCUCUCUCUCUCUUUCUAUUCCUCAAACUUUCUCUCUCUUUCACCAAAAUUGGGCUUUGAAAGUGAAAAAUGAAAUUUCGUGGUCUCCGCGGGACGUACCCUUUCAUCAUCAUCACCAAUCUUUUGGCCUCUCUCUUCCUUUUUCUCUCUCCCCUUUUGUCAAUUUGAGAAUUUCUUGGAUUUUGAUGCUGUCUGCUCUUGCUUCUAUAGGAUAGAAUUGCAGCUUUUUUAUUCUUUUAUUUUUAUUUUUUAUUCCCUUUCUUCUGGGUAAUUUCAUCUAGUUAGUUUUUAGUGGAUAACAAAUCAAGGUUCGGUUUUUAGUCGUUGAGGCUGAAGUGGUUUUUUUUUUUUUUUUUUUUUUUUUUGGGUGUUUCUUCCGGGUUGAUUCGUUUCUUGGCUUUUGAGUCUUCGUUUGGUUGUUGAAGUUAAUGUAAGAUUUGGAACCAAUUUUUUGUCUAAGCAUAUUGAGUACUUAACAAUUUUCCUUUUAUAGAUUUUUUUUUUUUUUUUUCCCUUUUCCUCUUUUUGUUGGGGGGGCUUAGAUUUGUUAGUGAUCUGUUCUGCUGUGGAAGCUGCAGAAAGUGCAAGAAAUCCGAUUUGGUUCUAAUCAUAAUGAAUUCCAUUCAAGUUUUGUCGGUUUGUAGGAAUUGUGGGAUUUGAUACUCAGGUUUCAUCUAUUUAUGCAAGUCUUGUGAUUAUUACCCAUUUCAAACUUAGCAGUUCUAUUCCUCACUUUGGUCAAAUUUCUGUUUCUGACUGUUAAAUUUUUAAUUUGCCUUUAGUUUGGAUCCUCUCCUUUUAUGUAUUUUGUCGAUAUUCUUCAUCCCCUGUUAAUGAUUUUCCCGUUAAGGUCCCGUUUCGAGGACUUGAGCAUAGCUAUUUUCUUAUAGCAAUCAGAAACAUCGUUGUAUAUUUUCAUAUUUUUGUAGUUAACAAUCAAAGAGUUUCAAAACUGGGGCUUUUUAUUCUAUCAGGCAAGCAGUUGUGAUAGGGAUUUCGGGUUUAUGGUUCAUGUAGAGGUGUAAUAGGCUUCAACAUUCCCACCCAAGUUGGAAAUCAAGUUGAUUAAUGGCUAUAUCAGCUGAACCAUCAUCCUCGUUGAGCUUCACUUCAUCUUCCAAUAUAUCAAAUGGCUCGAUUAGCCAUAAGCUAUCAUCUGCCUCGGAAGUGCCUAGUCUUGAAGUAAUAAGUUUAAACAAGCUUAGUUCUAAUUUGGAGUUGCUCUUGGUUGAUUCCAGUUAUGAUUAUAGUGAUGCUGAAGUUAUAGUUGAAGGAAUUCCAGUCGGAAUUCACCGGUGUAUAUUUGCCGUUAGGAGUAGGUUUUUUCAUGAUUUAUUCAAGCAAGAUAAAGGGGAUUCAGAGAAGGAAGGCAAACCAAAGUAUUGCAUGAGCAAGUUGUUGCCUUAUGGCAAGGUUGGACAUGAGGCCUUCUUGGUUUUCAUGAAUUAUUUGUAUACUGGGAAGUUGAAGCCCUUUCCCAUGGAGGUGUCAACUUGUGUAGAUAAUAGAUGUCCCCAUGAUGCUUGUGGACCUGCUAUUAAUUUUGCUGUGGAAAUGAUGUAUGCCUCAUCCAUUUUUCAAAUGUCGGAGCUGGUUUCACUAUUCCAGCGCCGUCUUCUUAACUUCGUUGGGAAAGCCCUUGUAGAAGAUGUCAUCCCAAUUCUUGUGGUUGCGUUCCAUUGCCAAUUGAAUCAGCUAGUUUCUCAAUGUGUUGAUAGGGUGGCACGAUCAGAUCUUGACAUCAUUUCUCUUGAGAAGGAGCUUCCCCAUGAAGUUGUAGCAAACAUUAAAUUGCUCCGCCCCAAGUCUCAGAACAAUGAUGAACAAAAUUUAGAGGUUGUGGAUCCCUUGCGUGAAAAGAGAAUCAGGAGAAUACAUAAAGCCUUAGACUCGGAUGAUGUUGAACUUGUGAAACUUCUCUUAUCUGAGUCUAAUAUAACCUUAGAUGAAGCAAAUGCUCUCCAUUAUGCUGCAGCUUAUUGUGAUCCUAAGGUUGUCUCUGAGGUGCUUGGUCUUGGUCUGGCUGAUGUCAACCUUCAAAAUUCUCGGGGUUAUACUGUGCUUCACAUUGCUGCAAUGCGCAAGGAACCAUCAGUUAUAGUAUCACUUUUGACCAAAGGAGCUCAUGCUUCAGAACUUACUUUGGAUGGUCGAAGUGCUGUUAGCAUUUGCCGUAGAUUGACAAGGCCAAAGGAUUAUCAUGCGAAAACAAAGCAGGGGCAAGAAGCUAACAAAGACCGGAUAUGCAUUGAUGUUCUUGAAAGAGAAAUGCGGAGAAGCCCAAUGGUUGGUGAUGCAUCCAUAUCUUCUCCAUUGGUGGCUGAUGAUCUGCACAUGAAGUUGCUCUACCUGGAAAACAGAGUGGCAUUUGCUCGAUUGUUCUUCCCUACUGAAGCUAAGCUAGCCAUGGACAUUGCUCAUGCUGAAACUACAUCAGAGUUUGCUGGGCUUUCUGCAUCAAAAGGAUCAAGUGGAACUUUGAGGGAGGUUGAUUUAAAUGAGACGCCAAUCAUGCGGAACAAAAGACUUCGUUCUAGGAUGGAAGCCCUCAUAAAAACAGUGGAGAUGGGCAGGCGCUACUUUCCUCAUUGCUCGGAAGUUCUGGAUAAGUUCAUGGACGAUGACAUGAAUGAAAUGUUUUAUCUUGAUAAAGGCACACUUGAUGAGCAGAGAAUCAAGAGGACGCGCUUCAUGGAACUUAAGGAGGAUGUUCACAAGGCAUUUACAAAGGACAAGGCGGGGUUCAACCAUGUUGGUUUGUCUUCCUCGUCAUCUUCCUCUUCUUUAAGGGAUGGUUUAAAAAACAAGGUUCCAAAGUUUUGAUGCUUGUAAAUUCUGUCUCUAAUAAGGCUGACAAAUAUCAUCAUUUUUUUUCCCCUUGUAUGUUGAUGAGAGCCUAUUUCAACUCUUGGCUCCUUCUAUGUAAUUUAUGCAGAAAAGGACCUAUUUGACCCUGUUUAACUACUGUGUUAGGAACUAGCAAAACUUACUUAGUUUUGAAUAUUAUUUGAUAACUCUUGCAAGUUGGGACUUGGGAUGCUUUGGUAAUUGAAAACCAUAUGAUUCUGAGGA